Molecule: messenger RNA, 2925 nt
Organism: Psilocybe cubensis
Lineage: Eukaryota; Fungi; Basidiomycota; Agaricomycetes; Agaricales; Agrocybaceae
Exons: 18
Coding region: 1-2925 (974 amino acids)
Biological process (GO): endoplasmic reticulum to Golgi vesicle-mediated transport; intracellular protein transport; intra-Golgi vesicle-mediated transport
Cellular component (GO): cytoplasm; COPI vesicle coat
Molecular function (GO): structural molecule activity
Source: RefSeq, a predicted model, not a curated record
AUGGCCUCAUCAUCGGAUUCAUCAUGCUAUACGGUGGUAUUUGAGUCCAGUGCUGAGUACCCUUCAGCCUCAGAGCUUCGUUCAGCUCUUGAGAAGGGAUCUGACGAGGUCAAAAUCGACACGUUGCGCAAGAUUAUUAUAUCGACUAUCAAUGGAAACCCUCAGCCCACAUUAAUGAUGCCAGUCAUUCAAUUCGUUAUGCCUUCGCGGAAUAAGCAGCUCAAGAAGCUCCUACAUUUCUAUUGGGAGGUAUGCCCUAAAUAUGACGAGAACGGGAAGUUGAAGCAGGAGAUGAUUCUUGUUGUGAAUGCCAUCCGAAACGACCUGCAACAUCCUAAUGAGUAUAUCCGAGGUGCAACCCUCCGCUUCCUCCAGAAGAUCGCCAAAGACCAAGAACUUCUGGAGCCUUUGAUACCCACCUGUCGCGCAUGCCUUGAGCACCGUCAUUCAUACGUCCGCAAGAACGCAGUUUUUGCCCUGUAUUCAAUUUACCGCGAAUUCGAGCACCUCAUUCCCGACGCGGCGGAACUCAUGUAUACUUUCCUCAUUGCAGAGAGCGACUCUUCAUGCAAACGCAAUGCAUUCGUUUUCCUCGCCCACUGUGCCAUGCCAAAAGCUGUCGAAUACAUUUUGAGCAUAUACGACUCCAUCGGAACUUUGGAUGAAGCUUUGCAGAUGAGCAUCAUUGAGGUCAUCAGGUUGGACUGCAAAAAUGACUCAACUCACCGCUCACGAUAUAUCCGCUGUAUCUUUGAAUUGCUUAACGCCUCAUCUCAUGCCGUCAAAUACGAAGCAGCUACUACCCUUACUACCCUUACUCAAAAUCCCGCAGCAGUUAAAGCUGCUGCAGCCUCUUUCAUCUCACUCGUCAUUAAGGAGUCAGACAAUAACGUCAAACUCAUUGUCUUGGAUCGACUCGAUAACUUGCGUUCGAAACAUGGACAGGUUAUUGAUGGGCUGAUUAUGGAUGUUCUACAAGUGUUGUCAAGCGCUGACAUGGAGGUCCGACGGAAAGCCAUUAGCAUCGUAUUAAGCAUGACCUCGAGUCGGAACGUGGAAGAAGUUGUCCUGUUCCUCAAGAAACAACUUCAGAAGACUCAAGAGGCAGAUUUCGAAAAGGCCCCAGAAUACCGCCAACUUCUUAUCCAAUCUAUUCACGUUACUGCGAUUAAAUUCUCUGAAGUCGCUGCUAGUGUUGUCCAUGCUCUCAUGGAAUUCUUGGGUGAUUCGAAUAACCCUUCUGCCCUCGACGUUGUUGCCUUCGUACGGGAAGUCGUCGAGAAAUUCCCCCACCUCCGAUCAACCAUUUGCGAAAAACUUAUCUCAACGCUCUCAGAAAUCAAGUCAGGCAAAGUCUUCCGCGGCGUGCUCUGGAUCUUGGGUGAAUACGUCGAAUCCGUGGCUGAUAUUCACAGUACGAUGCGUGAAGUCCGUAAAGUCAUUGGCGAGAUCCCCAUUCUCGCUUCGGAACAACGCUUGUUGGAUGAGGCUGGUGGAGACGGAGAGGAAGAAUCAGAGAAGCCAAAGACGGAAGGUAGCAGCAGGCCAAAGGUUCUGGCUGAUGGAACGUAUGCCACCGAGACUGCGUACACCAGCACAAGCGCUGCCAGGCUCGAAGCAGUUAAGGCAGCUGCGAAACCGCCUUUGAGGACGUUGAUUCUUGGCGGAGAUUUCUUCACCGGUGCCGUGCUGGCAUCUGCUCUGACGAAAUUGGUGCUUCGUUUCGACAAGGCCUCUCAAGACCAGGUCGCUUCUAACAUGCUGAGGGCGGAGUCAAUGUUAAUCAUGACUUCCAUCAUCCGAGUUGGCCAAUCCAAAUUUGUGACCGUACAAAUCGACGAAGACUCCAACGAGCGCAUCAUGACUUGCAUUCAGACCCUCAGUGAUUUGGAGUCGCAGCCUGCUGUUCAGGAGAUGUAUUUGGAGGAUACGAAGACUGCUUUCACCAAGAUGCUGGGUGCACAAGAGAAACGUGCUGCUGAGAAGAAAGAUGCCGAGACUGCGAAGGCGGUUACUGUUCAAGUAGACGAUUUGCUAUCCUUCCGUCAGUUCUCGAAGAGGACUGCUGAUGAGGCCAUUGAUUAUGACGAAGAUGUUGGUCGUGCUACUGGAUCUGCGGAAGUUCAGGAAGACUUUAUGUCGAACCUCAGCCGCAUUUCACAGUUGACAGGCUUCUCCGAUCCCAUAUAUGCAGAAGCAUAUGUCAAGAUGCAUGGUUUCGAUAUCUUACUUGAUGUCCUUUUGGUCAACCAGACAGGAAACACCCUGCAAAAUCUGUGCUUGGACUUUGCGACUUUGGGUGAUCUCAAGAUAGUAGAGCGCCCUGCUGUCUACACCAUUGCCCCGCAUGGCUUCCAAAGCAUCAAAGCAACAAUCAAGGUUUCUUCGACCGAGACUGGCGUCAUCUUUGGAAGUAUACUUUGGGAGGGUCCUAACAUGUCGGAAGCUUGUGUCAUCCUCAACGAUAUCCACAUCGAUAUCAUGGACUACAUCAAACCAGCGUACUGUAACGAGGCUCAGUUCCGUAGCAUGUGGACAGAAUUUGAAUGGGAAAACCGGGUUAAUGUCAACAACCCCAUGUCUGAUCCUCGUGAAUACUUGAAGCACGUUAUGAAAGCUACCAAUAUGUCGUGCCUGACACCCGAGGGUGCCACCUCAGGAGAGUGCGACUUCUUGUCGGCGAACAUGUACGCCCGCAGUCUGUUCGGUGAGGAUGCCCUGGCCAAUCUCAGUGUAGAGCGCACAGAAAAUGGUACAAUCACGGGUCACGUGCGCAUUCGUAGCAAAACACAGGGCAUCGCUCUCUCGCUGGGUGAUAGGAUAACGAUGGGUAAGUUUGCGUGUAUGCUUCCUCCUAUGAACUUAAGAGUAGCUGAUGAUGCUGUCCUGUUAGCUCAAAAAGAUAGCAAGCCCCUGUCUGUGUAA